Molecule: messenger RNA, 474 nt
Organism: Mucor velutinosus
Lineage: Eukaryota; Fungi; Mucoromycota; Mucoromycetes; Mucorales; Mucoraceae
Product: ABC transporter domain-containing protein
Exons: 2
Coding region: 1-474 (157 amino acids)
Source: RefSeq, a predicted model, not a curated record
AUGUCACAGCAACAACAACAACAACCACCGCAAGCAAGCCUCAGCUUAAAGAACGCAGAUAUCAAGCAGAUGAUCCAUCGACUCAAAACGCGAUUAGCAUUAGCCAAUUUCAAGCGACAAUAUGGAUUCGAGAGAUACGAUCUGCAUACAUUAGAGUCCAAUCUACUCAGAAAUCAAAUAAAAAAGAACAUGUACAAUGGAAAACGAAAGCAUGAUCAGCAUGAGAAACAUCGAUAUUAUCCUACAAAUACCAACAAUGGUCAUCAUCAUGGUACCAGAGUCAUGUCAUCAUCGUCUUCAUCACCAUCACAACAAGCACUGGCACCCAGAUACCCUGUGUCAGAGAAGCGCAGUACAUCGCCACAGCAGGCACACAAGACAAUUGUUCCUACUGACGAAGAUGCAGCGAAUGUCUUGGUGAUGCUUCACAACAUGGCUUCGGGUAAACCAGCAUCAUCUCCAUUGUGUAUCUAA